GCGGCGGCGGGCGGCGGCGGGCGCGCGGUGGCUCCGCAGUUUCUGUCGCCUUCCGGCCUGUGCAGCCCGGGCUCGGCGCCAUGUACGCCGUGUACAAACAGGCGCACCCGCCCACCGGCCUCGAGUUCUCGAUGUACUGCAACUUCUUUAACAACAGCGAGCGCAACCUCGUGGUGGCCGGGACCUCGCAGCUGUACGUGUACCGCCUGAACCGCGACGCCGAGGCCCCGACCAAGAAUGACAGGAGCACAGAGGGGAAGGCCCACCGGGAGCACCGCGAAAAGCUGGAGCUGGUGGCUUCCUUCUCCUUCUUCGGCAACGUCAUGUCCAUGGCCAGCGUGCAGCUGGCAGGCGCCAAGCGGGAUGCCCUGCUCCUGAGCUUCAAGGACGCCAAGCUGUCGGUGGUGGAGUACGACCCGGGCACCCACGACCUGAAGACCCUGUCCCUGCACUACUUUGAGGAGCCUGAGCUGAGGGACGGCUUCGUGCAGAACGUGCACACGCCGCGGGUGCGGGUGGACCCCGACGGGCGCUGCGCGGCCAUGCUCAUCUACGGCACGCGGCUGGUGGUCCUGCCCUUCCGCCGGGAGAGCCUGGCCGAGGAGCACGAGGGGCUCGUGGGAGAAGGGCAGAGGUCCAGCUUCCUGCCCAGCUACAUCAUCGACGUGCGGGCCCUGGACGAGAAGCUGCUCAACAUCGUGGACCUGCAGUUCCUGCACGGCUACUACGAGCCCACCCUGCUCAUCCUGUUCGAGCCCAACCAGACCUGCCAGCUCAGGGUCUCCUCCCGCAGCUACGUGCUGACCCUCAUCACCGACGGCAUGCGCAGCGUCCGGGCCUUCCAUUUUGACAAGGCUGCCGCCAGCGUCCUCACCACCAGCAUGGUCACCAUGGAGCCCGGGUACCUGUUUCUUGGCUCUCGCUUGGGCAACUCCCUGCUCCUCAAAUACACAGAAAAGCUGCAGGAGCCCCCGGCCGGCGCCGUCCGAGAGGCUGCUGACAAGGAAGAGCCGCCCUCGAAGAAGAAGCGCGUGGACGCCAGCGGGGGCUGGUCAGGGGGCAAGUCGGUGCCGCAGGAUGAGGUGGACGAGAUCGAAGUGUACGGCAGCGAGGCCCAGUCCGGCACGCAGCUGGCCACCUACUCCUUUGAGGUGUGUGACAGCAUCCUCAACAUCGGACCCUGUGCCAAUGCUGCCAUGGGCGAGCCUGCCUUCCUCUCUGAAGAGUUUCAGAACAGUCCUGAGCCAGACCUGGAGAUCGUCGUGUGCUCUGGCUACGGGAAGAAUGGGGCGCUGUCGGUCCUGCAGAAGAGCAUCCGGCCCCAGGUGGUAACGACCUUCGAGCUUCCCGGCUGCUACGACAUGUGGACCGUCAUCGCCCCCGUGCGCAAGGAGCAGGAGGAGGCGCCCAAGGGGGAGGGCGCAGAGCCGGAGCCCAGCGCCCCAGAGGCAGAUGACGAGGGGCGGAGGCACGGCUUCCUCAUCCUGAGCCGGGAAGACUCCACCAUGAUCCUGCAGACGGGCCAGGAGAUCAUGGAGCUGGACACCAGCGGCUUCGCCACGCAGGGCCCCACGGUCUUUGCCGGCAACAUCGGGGACAAUCGCUACAUUGUCCAGGUGUCGCCGCUCGGCAUCCGCCUGUUGGAAGGAGUGAACCAGCUGCACUUCAUCCCCGUGGACCUGGGCUCCCCCAUCGUGCAGUGCGCGGUCGCCGACCCCUACGUGGUCAUCAUGAGCGCCGAGGGCCACGUCACCAUGUUCCUGCUCAAGAGCGACUCCUACGGGGGCCGCCACCACCGCCUGGCGCUGCACAAGCCGCCGCUGCACCACCAGUCCAAGGUGAUCGCGCUCUGCGUGUACCGGGACGUCAGCGGCAUGUUCACCACCGAGAGCCGCCUUGGGGGGGCCCGCGACGAGCUGGGGGGCCGCAGCGGCUCGGAGGCGGAGGGCCAGGGCUCGGAGACCAGCCCCACGGUGGAUGACGAGGAGGAGAUGCUGUACGGGGACUCGGGCUCCCUCUUCAGCCCCAGCAAGGAGGAGGCCCGCCGGAGCAGCCAGCCCCCUGCCGACCGGGACCCCGCGCCCUUCCGGGCCGAGCCCACGCACUGGUGCCUGCUGGUGCGGGAGAACGGGACCAUGGAGAUCUACCAGCUUCCCGACUGGCGGCUGGUGUUCCUGGUGAAGAACUUCCCGGUGGGGCAGCGGGUCCUGGUGGACAGCUCCUUCGGCCAGCCCACCACACAGGGCGAGGCCCGCAAGGAGGAGUCCACGCGCCAGGGGGAGCUGCCCCUCGUGAAGGAGGUGCUGCUGGUGGCGCUGGGGAGCCGCCAGCGCAGGCCCUACUUGCUGGUGCAUGUGGACCAGGAGCUGCUCAUUUACGAGGCCUUCCCCCACGACUCGCAGCUCGGCCAGGGCAACCUCAAAGUGCGCUUCAAGAAGGUCCCCCACAACAUCAACUUCCGAGAGAAAAAGCCAAAGCCGUCCAAGAAGAAGACAGAAGGUGGCGGCUCCGAGGAGGGGGUCGGGGCCCGAGGCCGGGUGGCACGGUUCCGCUACUUUGAGGACAUUUACGGCUACUCAGGGGUUUUCAUCUGUGGCCCCUCGCCCCACUGGCUCCUGGUGACCGGCCGGGGGGCCCUGCGGCUGCACCCAAUGGGCAUCGACGGCCCCAUCGACUCCUUUGCGCCCUUCCACAAUGUCAACUGCCCCCGUGGCUUCCUUUACUUCAACAGACAGGGCGAGCUGAGGAUCAGCGUCUUGCCUGCCUACCUGUCCUACGACGCCCCGUGGCCCGUCAGGAAGAUCCCGCUGCGCUGCACCGCCCACUACGUCGCCUACCACGUGGAGUCCAAGGUGUACGCUGUGGCCACCAGCACCAACACGCCGUGCACACGGAUCCCACGCAUGACGGGCGAGGAGAAGGAGUUCGAGACCAUCGACAGAGAUGACCGGUACAUCCACCCUCAGCAGGAGGCCUUCUCCAUCCAGCUCAUCUCGCCCGUCAGCUGGGAGGCCAUCCCCAACGCCAGGAUCGAGCUGGAGGAGUGGGAGCACGUGACCUGCAUGAAGACCGUCUCGCUGCGCAGCGAGGAGACCGUGUCGGGCCUCAAAGGCUACGUGGCGGCCGGGACCUGCCUCAUGCAGGGGGAGGAGGUCACGUGUCGUGGGCGGAUCCUGAUCAUGGACGUGAUCGAGGUGGUGCCGGAGCCCGGCCAGCCCCUGACCAAGAACAAAUUCAAGGUCCUGUACGAGAAGGAGCAGAAGGGGCCCGUGACAGCCCUGUGCCACUGCAACGGCCACCUGGUGUCGGCCAUCGGCCAGAAGAUCUUCCUGUGGAGCCUGCGGGCCAGCGAGCUGACGGGCAUGGCCUUCAUCGACACGCAGCUCUACAUCCACCAGAUGAUCAGCGUCAAGAACUUCAUCCUGGCCGCUGACGUCAUGAAGAGCAUCUCCCUGCUGCGCUACCAGGAGGAGAGCAAGACGCUGAGCCUCGUGUCGCGGGACGCCAAGCCCCUGGAAGUGUACAGCGUGGACUUCAUGGUGGACAACGCCCAGCUGGGCUUCCUGGUGUCCGACCGUGACCGCAAUCUCAUGGUGUACAUGUACCUGCCGGAAGCCAAGGAGAGCUUCGGGGGCAUGCGGCUGCUGCGCCGGGCGGACUUCCACGUGGGCGCCCACGUGAACACCUUCUGGAGGACCCCGUGCCGCGGGGCCACGGACGGGCCCAGCAAGAAGUCGGUCGUGUGGGAGAAUAAGCACAUCACGUGGUUCGCCACCCUGGACGGUGGCAUCGGGCUCCUGCUGCCCAUGCAGGAGAAGACCUACCGGCGGCUGCUGAUGCUGCAGAAUGCGCUGACCACCAUGCUGCCCCACCACGCCGGCCUCAACCCCCGUGCCUUCCGGAUGCUGCAUGUGGACCGGCGCGUCCUGCAGAACGCCGUGCGCAACGUCCUGGACGGAGAGCUGCUCAACCGCUACCUGUACCUGAGCACCAUGGAGCGCGGCGAGCUGGCCAAAAAGAUCGGCACCACGCCCGACAUUAUCCUGGAUGACCUGCUGGAGACGGACCGAGUCACUGCCCACUUCUAGAGCCCUGGAUGCUACCACCUCCCUACCCCUUUUGUAUAAAACACGAGCAAGAACACGAGUUUGCUUUGA
Molecule: messenger RNA, 4157 nt
Organism: Phacochoerus africanus (Common warthog)
Lineage: Eukaryota; Metazoa; Chordata; Mammalia; Artiodactyla; Suidae
Gene: CPSF1
Product: cleavage and polyadenylation specific factor 1
Exons: 34
Coding region: 81-4088 (1335 amino acids)
Cellular component (GO): nucleus; mRNA cleavage and polyadenylation specificity factor complex
Molecular function (GO): protein binding; nucleic acid binding
Source: RefSeq, a predicted model, not a curated record